This is a messenger RNA of Girardinichthys multiradiatus, 3780 nucleotides long. It is a transcript of the gene dennd1c, whose product is annotated as DENN domain containing 1C. NCBI's taxonomy places the organism in Eukaryota, Metazoa, Chordata, Actinopteri, Cyprinodontiformes, Goodeidae. Gene Ontology annotation, molecular function: phosphatidylinositol phosphate binding; guanyl-nucleotide exchange factor activity. Gene Ontology annotation, cellular component: cytosol; intracellular membrane-bounded organelle. The transcript has 23 exons. Gene Ontology annotation, biological process: endocytosis; endocytic recycling. The record is from RefSeq and is a predicted model, not a curated record. The coding region runs from base 650 to 3376 and encodes 908 amino acids.
UAAAGGAAACUAAUCAAAAUGGAGACCUGUAAUUUUCAGAUUAGCUCAAGUGACACAAGGGGGCAGCAAAGGGACUGUUAAAGUGCAUUUUUGAUCAGGAUGUGGAUUCUUGCCUCUCCAGCCAGAAGAAAAGCUACAAAUGCAUUGUGAUGUGUUUCUGAUCUCUUUAUUUGAACAAUAACAAGAAACAUAAAAAGUCCUCCUGUACUCAAUAUUAUGCAUUAACAAACUUAAGUAUGCAUGAUGGCACAAAUCAUGUUAUACCAGAUUCUCCCUGACCAAUCUACUGAUGUUUAAACUCUAAAACUAUGUUAAUACUGCAGAAACCUGCAUACUCAGUCAGCUGUUCUGUUAUUUGUAGAUUCGCCUAAUAAAUUGUAGGAUACUUUAUAUUUAUACACAAGAAGACAAACUAAAUUAGGAGACUGUCUCAUAAUACACGUCAUGUACACAUUGACAAGAACAUAUUCAGAUGAAGCAGGAAGUGUUCUGUCAAUCCAGCGCUGACUGAGCAGACUGCUGCUGCUGCCGGCUGUCUGCCUUCAUCUAUAACAGUGUUUCAUCAGAGUUAUGGCAGUCAUCUAACAAACAACUGAGGACCUAUUUCUCCUCCAGAACAAACACAUGGAAACAGUCACAUUCAGGCAGGAUGGGCUCCAGACUGAAACAAAACCCUGAACGAACGUUCAACUGGUUCUUUGAAGCAACAUGUCCUGUAGCCAGAGACAAAGAUCCUGGAGUGAAGUUUCAGUUUCCAGAAGACUUCAAGGAUGAGGAAUCUAGCCAAACUUUGCCCAGGUUCUGCUUUCCAUAUGACAUACAAAGACCAAAGGAUAGUGUCACCGUGCAGCACUUUACUUUUGUUUUGACUGACCUUGAGGGAUGCCAGCGCUUUGGUUUCUGUCGUCUCACCAACAGCACACAGACGUGCCUUUGCAUUCUCAGUUAUCUUCCAUGGUUUGAAGUGUUUUACAAACUUCUCAACAAUUUGGCUGAUUACCUCUCCAAAGGACAGAUCAAUGAGAUAAAAGCACUCCUGGCAGCACUCUACCAACAGUCCAUUCCGCUGGCUCUUGGAUCCGUCACCCUACAGAUGGGAGAGCAGAUUUUGAUGUACACAGAAGUGUCCCGUCCUGUUGGACACAAAGGGGGACAAGAGGGGAUUCCAUAUUUUAUUGCUCCAGACCCAAGAAGUCUUCCUUCUAUUCCUGAAAAUAGAAACCUGACUGAGCUGAUAGUAGCAGUAGAUGUCGGGAAUCUUCUUCAGCUCUAUGCCAGCAUGCUGUUUGAGAGACGGGUCCUCAUCUUUGCAAGCAAACUAAGCACUUUAACAUCUUGUGUACAUGCGCUUAGUGCUGUGUUGUACCCCAUGUACUGGCAGCACAUUUUCAUACCUGUCCUGCCUCCACAUCUACUCGACUACUGCUGUGCCCCCAUGCCUUAUCUGAUUGGAGUCCACUCCAGUCUUUCAGAGAGGGUGAGGAGUCGUGGGUUGGAGGAAGUCGUUAUUCUGAAUGUAGACACAAACACUCUGGAAACCCCCUUUGAUGACCUUAAGCGGAUACCUUCAAAUGUGAUGUCCGGCCUGAAGGUCUGUUUAAAGCGCCAGGCGGUGUCUCCUGGCUGUGGUGUAUCACGAGCUUUUCUGAAAGCUCAAGCUCUGCUGUUUGGAGGCUACAGGGAAGCCCUGCAGGGUGACAAGGAAGGUAAAAUUCAUUUCUCUGAGGAAUGUUUCUUGGAUCACAAGUCUGCCAGUAUGAAGCAGUUCCUGCAAAGCGCCAUUCAUUUGCAAUUCUUCAAACAGUUCAUUGAUGAUCGCCUGGAUGUUCUCAACAAAGGGAAGGGACCAGAUGACCUUUUUGAAGAAGAGAUAACAAAGUGUGAAACAGCAGCAGGAAGAGGCAAAUCAUAUCAGCAGCUGGUUGGGAAUUUAAAGAAAGGGGGCGGAGCUCUAAUCCUAAACAUGAAGACUAAAGCAAAUAUGAAGACCAAAGUUCUUAGCAAGUCCGGUUUGAAAAACCUGCUGAGUCACAAGGUCCACCCCGAAGAUCACAACCUUCACAGGGGAGGGUCAAUGUCACACCGCCGUGCCCAGUCUGACAGCUUACAGAGCCGCCUGCCAAUCACACAGCACUUUGGAAGAUCACGACCUCGUCGACCUGUUCAGAAACACAAAGACAACGAAAUCACAAAAGACCCUGAAGAUCUCUGGGACAGUGAGGUGUUGGAACCUACUGGACAACCUGACCCUGGGCUCUUGAAGGAAGAAGAAGAAGGUGAUAAUUCACCAUUGUGUGACCCAGAAGAGAUGGAUCUUCUUGGGGAGAUCUUUGACACACUUAGUUCGCGUAGCUCCCAUGAGCGAGGCCUGCUGUAUGGCACUCGCAGCUUGGAUUUGUUUGGACCAGAUAGCCAUGACUAUAUCAUAAAGCAUGUUCCAGCCAACCCCAGCCAGGAGAGCCUGUUGCUGUCCAUCAGCGGCAGUGGCAGCUUGCACAGCUGGAAUCUGGAGACCACAGAAGAGCUUUCAGAUCGGACGGAGGACUCAGACUGGCAUUGCCUGGACACCAGUUUGCUAGAAGAGGAGGGGGCAGAAUGUCUUCUGGUGGCAUCUGAUGUCGCAGAGCAUGAAGUGAGAGAGAAGGAGAACAGAGAAAUAGAGAAAGAAAAAAUUGGAGAAGUAAAUGGGAAGCAGGAAAUAAACUACACAAAUAAGUGCAUGGAAGUGAAGGUAGAAGAAGAGAGAAGUAUAGAAGAUCCAGAAAAUAUGGCAUGUUUUGAGAAGAGCAGUGUAAAAGAAAUGACUGAAGGAACAGAAGAUGAAAGGAUAAAAAAUACAAGGAAAGAUGAUGAAAUCCAGAGUGGGGAGGCUUUGGUACAAGAGGAGGGUAAGAAAAGAUGCGACACGCAAGAAAAUGAGACAGAGGAAGAAAUUAUAGAAACCCAAAAUGAGAAAAAUAAUGAUUCUAAAGAAACAUUAAAGUGUAUAAACAGGGAUGACCCAAUUUUUAACUCGGUGAAGGAGCAGCAAGGUGAAGCUACAGUCACACCAGGGCCUGUUACUGCUGACCCUAAACCACCUUUAUCUCAGGAGAAAAAGAGUGAAAACACUCCAAUAAAAGAGCAGGGGGUGUGCCUGACCUCACCUCCUCCCAAAGUGCUUUCUGCUUUAGCACGGUUCCAGGGUCAGCCAUACAGCCAACAAGGCUUUCAGCUGAGGUCCAUUUCCAAGAACUCUGCCGAGGCUGCAUUUCGAUCAAGGGAAAAGUUACAGACUCCGUGUGACUCAGACACAAACCAAAGCUCAGAGGCGCCCGAGGAGGAAGACCACCCUCCAGUCAAAGUGUCCGAACUGAAGAAAAGAUUUGAAGCUUAAUAUAUGCAACAUCUUAGUUUUCAUCCAUCCAUGAUCCUGUUUAUCUGAGGUCGGGUGAUGGAGGUAACAGGUUUAGGGGGAAACCCAAACAAACCUCUCCCCAACAACACUCUUCAGCUCUGUGGGAUUCCAAGGUUCUUCUAGGACAGAAGAGAUAUAUAGUCCUGCCAUGGGGUUGUCUACCAGUUGGACGUGCCCCUAAAGGAACUCCAAAGGAGGUGCCCAGGAGGCAUUCAGACCAGAUGCUAAAAUGUUUUAGUUUUUCCUUGUUUUAACAAUCCCCCAGUAACUCUUUUCUCAGCCAAGACAAGUCAAUUUGCUAUAUGAAAAAGACUCUGAAAAUAUUUUGGUUUUAAAAGGGUUCAGGAUCAAACUAAAGCACCACUAAACAUACAAAAAACUAA